Vanrija pseudolonga is the source of this 1080-nucleotide messenger RNA. RefSeq lists its product as uncharacterized. Bases 1 to 1080 code for a protein of 359 amino acids. The record is from RefSeq and is a predicted model, not a curated record. NCBI's taxonomy places the organism in Eukaryota, Fungi, Basidiomycota, Tremellomycetes, Trichosporonales, Trichosporonaceae. The transcript has 3 exons.
AUGCCAAAGUUCGACGGACCUAGCACCUCCUCUGCGCCAUACGGCCCCCCACGGAAGCGCAAGCAGCGCACGCGCACCCUCGCUACGUCGGACGAGGUCGCGGCGCGCAAGGCCAUGCGCGAACUUUCUAUCGACCCAGCAGCCGCGGCGAGCAGCGACACCACCGGCCUGGCGGCGGCCAUGCGCGUCAUGCGGCUCAAGUUCGCCGCGACAGAGGAGGGCGAGAUCGACCCCGGCGAGGGGGUGGAAGGCGCUGGAGUCUCUGCCCCGCACGACACCGCCAACGAAAUGUCGGACCCCGCCGCGGUCGUGUAUUCCCCGCAGCCGAGCUUCACCCCCGAAGUUCCCGCGUGUUACUGGGGCCCGGAGUCGAUCGAGCCGUGGUCCUGGCUCGACGAGGACGAGGAGGACCUCACCCUCGAAGAGUGCAUUGCGCGGGGAUACCCCGCGCGUCUGCACACGCGCGCCGACGACGCCGCGCGCCUGGUCGUCUACGCGGCGGCCAUGGCGGCGGGCAUGCUUGCCGGGUAUGAGCGCGCGCAGAAUUACCGCGGCGUCGACGAGCUCACGCUGCGGCUUCACCUGGUGCACACGGUGCUCAAGGAACGCGACGCCCAGCGUGGACGAUACAGGGGCAACUUUGACACGUUCCUGGAGGACCGCAUGCGCGAGUUCAACGCCGAGUUCGAGAGGGUCGUGACCUAUGUCCCGAAGGUGUGGGACGACGAGCUGGCGUUCCGCGCCACAGCACAGCGCGCCGUCACCUCCGCGCUAUCCAUGACCUUCCUGGAGGCGGACAGCACGGAACAGUGGCCCUGGUACACUGUCCCCGUGCCGCUCAGCCUGUCCGACCUGGGCCGCUUCGGCUCGUGCGCGGUGGAGUGUUUCGCGCAGCUGGAACCCGUGGAUCUCGAGCCACUCAUGGAGGGCAUGGGCAUCGGCGAGGGGUAUGCCGAGGACGACGCCAUGGACGGCACCUACCAGGACGUGGACGAGGGCGGCGGCGAUGGCGAGGACAUGGAGGCCUUCGAGGCCGGCCUAGCGGGCGUCCACGACGACCAGUGGACUACGAUCUCGUAG